GAUCGUCACUUAAUAAUCAAGACAAAUCACAUCACCAGCCCCGCAUUUCCUCGCCAUCGCCAGCUUCCGAUUACUCCUCCAUCUCCCCUCUCUGUCCUGUUCCUGGCGAGGUAUUUAAUCCAUUGACAUCCCUGAUCUUCUGAAUCAAAUCCCUACACCUCCUGUACAGCGUCAGAGUUUCCUAUUCGACCCACCCAUCACUUGGCUUUCUAUCGUGCCAUCUUCCUGCAUAUACUAGAUCUCCAUUUCCUCAUCUACCGAGCAAAUCACCAUGUCUCAUCUCCACGCCUCCAACCUAUUUUCCGUCCAGGGCCAAGUCGCCGUCAUCACCGGCGGAGGAAGCGGCCUCGGCCGCACCAUGGCACACACCCUCUCCGCCAACGGGGCCUCCAAAAUCUUCAUCAUCGGCCGGCGACUCGAGUCUCUCCAAGAGACCGCCGCCCAGGCCGAGACCAAGGACACCAUCAUCCCUGUCCAGGCGGACAUCACGUCCAAGGAGUCCCUCGAAGCCGCGUACCAGACGAUCGCGGCCCAGACGUCCCACGUAGACCUCCUGAUCGCGAACAGCGGGAUCGUGGGCGCUCUUGCGCGCCCACCCCCAUCCAAGCCAGACGGGACGAGGCCGAGCCUGUCGGAGAUCCGCGACGCCCUGUGGUCCAUCCCCCCGGAGGACUUCACCAAGACGUUCGACGUCAACGUCACGGGCUCGUACUACACGGUGCUCGCGUUCCUGCCGCUCCUGGAGGCCGCGAAUAAGCGCCGCGCGGCACCGCAGAAGAAUGUCCUCUCCAGCCCCACGGCGCAGGUCAUCAUCACGAGCUCCAUUGCCGGGUUUAAUCGUCUCGUGCCGUUCAGUAUCGCGUAUAAUACGUCCAAGGCGGCGGUGAAUCAUCUCGUGAAGGUGCUGGCGACGCUGCUGACGCCGUACGAUGUGCGCGUGAAUGGCAUUGCGCCGGGGCUGUAUUUGUCGGAGAUGUCGGCGCCGAAUUUCAAGGGGGAUGGGGAUAAGGGGAUCUCGGAUGGGUCGUUUGGACGAGAUAUAAUUCCGUUGUCGAGGGCUGGCGGGGAGGAGGAUAUUGGCGGCUUGGUUUUGUAUAUGGCGGGUGCAGCGGGGGGUUAUUUGAAUGGGAAUAUCACGGUGACGGAUGGGGGUCGGUUGAGUGCGAUACCGGCGACUUAUUAGAUGGGAUGGGGCUUUGGUAGUAGAGUACAGAGUUAUGACGAGAUGCGUUUUUAUGUACUAAUAGUCAAUCGCAUAGAAAGGACU
Messenger RNA from Aspergillus steynii IBT 23096, 1267 nucleotides. Its product is annotated as SDR family NAD(P)-dependent oxidoreductase. The transcript has 2 exons. Gene Ontology annotation, molecular function: oxidoreductase activity. The record is from RefSeq and is a predicted model, not a curated record. Bases 272 to 1183 code for a protein of 303 amino acids. Lineage: Eukaryota; Fungi; Ascomycota; Eurotiomycetes; Eurotiales; Aspergillaceae.